Molecule: messenger RNA, 1081 nt
Organism: Malus domestica (apple)
Lineage: Eukaryota; Viridiplantae; Streptophyta; Magnoliopsida; Rosales; Rosaceae
Gene: MYB25
Product: myb-related protein Myb4-like
Source: RefSeq, marked provisional
CAAACUUCAGAAAAAGAAAGAGAGAAACCAGAGAGAAAGAGUAGAAAGAAUUUGAUCAGGAAAAAUGGUUAGAACUCCUUGCCGUGAUGAAAAUGGAAUGAAGAAAGGUACGUGGACACCUGAGGAAGACAGGAAGCUAAUUGCUUAUGUCACUAGGUAUGGCUGCUGGAAUUGGCGCCAACUUCCCAAAUUUGCAGGUCUGUCAAGGUGUGGGAAGAGUUGCAGACUGCGGUGGAUGAAUUAUUUGAGGCCAAACAUCAAGAGAGGAAACUACAGCAAAGAAGAAGAGGAAACUAUCAUCAAAUUACACGAAAAAUUGGGGAAUAGAUGGUCUGCUAUAGCAGCUCAGCUACCAGGAAGAACGGACAAUGAGAUCAAAAAUCACUGGCAUACAAACCUCAAGAAACGCACGAAUAAAAAACAGUGCAACUCAUCAUUUUCAUCAUCAGCCACAAAUACUGAAGAAACUCCCAGUUCCUCAAACCUGGAAGCAGCAGUGGAUCAACCAAUUAAGAAAGCUAUUUUUCCAAAUGCAGAAAGUACCACUGCCCUCCAAGUAAUAAAAAAAAGUGAUGAUCGUGUUGAUAAUAGCUCCCAACUUUCGUCGUCUCCACAACCGUCAUCAAGUGAAGUCUCGUCCAUGAGUGCAGAUGAUAAUUGGGUUAAUUUUGUGGAAGACUUUAAUCUUAGUUCCAUGGAAGCAUAUGCAGACAAUCAGUUCAUCGAUGAUUUCUGGACCAAGCCAUUUUUGGCUGAUAAUUCCUACAUUCCAAGUGGGUUUUACACGCCCUUGAUGGAUUCCGAGUUUUUGUAUCCACUAUUUUGAUGGAGAUUUCUUAUAAUGUGAGAUAGUCUUUUGUAAUAAAAACCCAACACCGAACAAUAGGUAAUUAAGUUGGGAUAAUAUCGGUGGCUAGGAGUGGGUUAGUGGCCCUUCUAUCUCUCUGAAUAUCUGACAGUCUUAUCUAAUCAAAAUAUCAAUUUUAUGCUUGGAGAUACAAUGUAAUUCCAGCAUUUUGUGUUUUUUUUUUGUUAAAUGUGUUUUAACUUUGUGAUUAUAAAAGUUCAUAAUGUAAACCCA